CCCGAAGAAGCGGAGGCGGCUGUCAUGGCGGAGCUGGUUGACGGCGGUUCUCUGGAGGUGCUUUAUAAAGCUGACUUCAUGCAGCGGACGGCAGGUGUGCAGCAGAAAGACAUUCCCCCCAAGCAAGGGGGGUGUAGCUCCGGUCUGAAGCAGGAGGAGGACCCAGAGACCCCAAACAUCAAGGAGGAGCACGAGGAACUGGGCAUCAGUCAGAGUGGACAGCUGCUUCCAUGUGUGGAGGAGACUGAUAUCUGCACCUUCACACUGAAGAGUGAAGAUGGUGAAGAGAAACCGUUUCAUCACACCCAAACUGAGGAGAACAAGGAGGUGGAGCUUCAAGCUAGCAGCUUGGCAGAACACAUGAUUACAGAAAUGGGUGGCGUGAACUGCGGAGGAACAGAUCCAGUCAGACCAAUGGACACAGACAGUCCUUUCCACGUAGAAACCAGUGAGAAGGAUUCAGUGUCCUCUGAGGCCGAAACUGAUGAUAGUGAUCAGUGGAAGGACGUGAACUCUGAGAUUGCUCUCAGUGACGUCACACAGCAUUCUGCAGAGAAACCAGGUGGCUGCUCUAAGUGUGGCCAAACAUUUGGCUCUAAGCAAAAACUAAAGAGACACAUGCUAUCGCACACAGGAGAGAAACAGUUCAGCUGUUCCUUUUGUGGUAACAGAUUCACUAACAGGUUAAAUGCAGCUGAACACAUCAAGGGUCACACAGGAGAAAAAGCUUUCAGGUGUUCACUUUGUAAGAAAGGAUUUUCAAGUACUCAGAGUUUGUGCAGACAUACAAGAAUCCACACAGGAGAAAAACCCUUCAGCUGUUUGGCAUGCGGAAAAGGUUUUACUCAAAGUGGUGAUCUGAAAGUACACAUGAGGGUUCACACCGGCGAGAAACCGUUCAGCUGUGCAGUCUGUAAAAAAGGUUUUUCUCGUUCCCACAGUGUGUGCAGACACAUGAGAAUCCACACAGGAGAAAAACCUUUCAGCUGUUUGGUGUGUGGAAAAGGUUUCACUCAAAGUGGCCUUCUCAAAGUACAUGCAAGAAUUCAUAAAGGAGAGAAACCCUUUCAUUGCUCUGAAUGUGGUAAAAGAUUUUGCCAAAACAGCAACCUGAAGAGACACAUGGCAAUUCAUGUAGAUGACAAAAUAUUUAAGUGCACAGCUUGUGAUGAAAUCUUCCCUCAUAGACAGUCUUUAAGGCAUCAUGCUGAGAGACAUCAGAUGGCAGAAAAACCGCUCAGCUGCUCCGUUUGUCACAAAAGAUUCAGCCAGACAGCAAAUUUAGCUCGCCAUCUGAUGCAGCACUCUGAGAAGAAGCCUGUCAGCUGUUCUGUUUGUGAGAAAGAGUUCAGAUUUAAUAGUGAUGUAGUGAGACACAUGAGAAGCCACACAGGAGAGAAACCAUACGUUUGUCCAGUUUGUCAGAAAAGAUUCACACAGAAAUCACAUCUAACAAAACAUAUGAAGUUCCAUCCAGCUGAAACAAACAUUCAGCAGGAUGACGUGUUUCAGAACAGUCUAAAGGGCCUAUCCUGACCUACUAAGGCACAUUAGCACAAUCUGAGUACACAGUGAGGUCCAGGCAGCAACGUAUUUAUGUAUUUAAUCUCUUCACUAAUUAUGGCUGUUUGGAGUUCAACAUGAAACUAACAAGUGUCACCUGUCAUUACCUUUAAGAGCAGUCUGUGUGUGGGACCAAACAUGAAUUAAGGCUAAUUAAAUGGAGACAUGUAUAGAUGAAUAAAUCCAUGAAUCAAUUUAGUUAUAGUUUAAUACAUGUAUUUUAUACAUUUAUCUUUUUUAUCUCCUUGGUAUGAGAUACACAUUUUUUUGCAUAAUCUCUCAAGAACCAGUUGACCAGUUUCAUUCAUAUUUAGCAUAAAGAUGUACCUGGGUAAUCCCCCGACAACAGUCAGUUACAGUGACCUUGUGUCAAUUUCAAGGUCACCAAGAUGUUGUCAUUGCCACCCUUGUUAGCGAGAUAUCUCACACAUUUCAAUUUCAAUCUAUUUUCAUUUAUAUAGCGCCAAAUCACAACAGAGUUGCCUCAAAG
Thalassophryne amazonica is the source of this 2053-nucleotide messenger RNA. Its product is annotated as zinc finger protein OZF-like. Gene Ontology annotation, biological process: regulation of transcription by RNA polymerase II. The transcript has 2 exons. Bases 25 to 1536 code for a protein of 503 amino acids. NCBI's taxonomy places the organism in Eukaryota, Metazoa, Chordata, Actinopteri, Batrachoidiformes, Batrachoididae. Gene Ontology annotation, molecular function: DNA-binding transcription factor activity, RNA polymerase II-specific; RNA polymerase II cis-regulatory region sequence-specific DNA binding. Gene Ontology annotation, cellular component: nucleus. The record is from RefSeq and is a predicted model, not a curated record.